UUGGGCCUGGAGCAAAGCUAAGGGUUAAAGCUGAAGGGAGAGAUAGGAGAAGAGGGCUGGCUAGGGAGGUUAGUUGCAACAAUGUUGCAUGCAAGGGAGGGGCCCACUACUCACCUUAAAAGUGGGGAUCAUCAGCUUCCUGGCCCUCUUCUUCCUGGAAUCCGGUGCAGACGAGUUCUUUCUGUUAUUGUUCAGGGUGAUUUUUAAUUUCUGUGAACAAUGCAGCGAUCCAGACGAUCAAAACUCCCUCCACAGCGCUUCCACGAGUUGGUGUUUGAGAAACCUGGAUCAGACAGACAGAAAAAACAGAUAAGUACACUAGAUAGUAUUGAAGAAUUUGAUGAUAUAAUACCACCUACACAGUACACUAAAAGGCUAGGCCUUGUGCUUAAAAAACACAGAUUAGUCACACAGUUAGUAGGUUGGAUAUUCAUGCAACUAGUGAUGGAGAUAAUUCAGCCUAUGUAUCAGCUGCAAUGGCUAGGCCUGAUGUGACAUCGGCCUGUCUCCAUACUCAGGAACAAUUGCCCUCACUGCAAAUAGAUGGCCAUGAGGGUGAUUUGGGGGUUGAAUUGCAUGGUUAUACUACUAGGCCUCAAGCCUUAGGUACUCCAUCGGGCAGGCCACAUGCACAGGCUGUGGCCUAUUUGGAGGGCAUGGCCUCCCCAACUUCCAGGCCUAUUUCUGAUAGCCCCCCAGCCAUAAGCAAUCAUGAUAUGGCGCCCUCAUACACGGCCCACGUGGCAACCCCAGGCCCUUCCACCUAUUCGGGCCCUCAAACAGUUUCUUCUCUGGCCCCUCUGGUAGGCCAUGACUUGCCCCCAGGCCCCGGUUUGGCUUUCGCUUCCCCCUCAGGCCGCAUGGCUCAAUUAGGCCGCAUGUCGGAAACCAGGGCCUGUUUUGGGCCUUCAGUCCGGCCUGGGCGACUUAACUGGUUCACAUAUCCCCGUUUUGGGGCCUUUAAUCCGGCCUGUGCCUGGGCGAUGUAGCGGUCUCAAAUGUUCCCCCAUCCGGCCCUUCUAUGCUGUCCUCCGCACACCAUCCGGUACAUUGUCUGCCCUUAUUUGCUGCCCCCAGCCAUCCGGUAAUCUUACCUGAAUCGGCGGUCUCAUCUCUCAUAUCCGCGAUCCCACCGUCGGUUGCGUCGGCUGUCUCCUCGAUCCUGGCUUCCAUCAUGGAGGCGAUGUCUCCGUCGGGUCCUCCAGCUCCUUUUCACGUGAUGCCGGUGUCGGGUCCUCCAAGCCAGGCCGCAGGUCCUCCAAGCCGGGUAGUAAGUGCGCAACCGGAAGUUCCGGUCACGCGCCCCUCCAUUUCCGGUUCCGGUUUCGUCGGCCACAGCAGCGUCGGGAGUCCAAGGGAGCGGCCGCAUCCUCAUCAGCUCCCGGAAGGUGAGCACCAGCAGAGGAUGUCGGUCGGGGGAGGGUUAAUAGGCCGCAAGGGAGUGCAAGUGCGGCGGCAGCGGACAUCUUCAUGGGUCAUUAGCAGGUUGGCGGCAGUAGGUAGAGGGCACCAUGAUGCCGGAAGAUGCCUUAUAAUUACCGCAGGGUUCACCAGAGGCUUUAACACAAGGAGAGGUGUUACCGCUAGGGGUAAUAGAUUAACUCAUUUGGGUAGAGGAAUUCUAUCAAGCGCUAACGCGCUAGGACAAGUGAUAGGCAGUCAGUUAGGUGGGCAAAUAAGUGCUAUGGAAUCACGCCAGAUGCACGCCCAGGCUCCAGGACAAUACAAUGUCGCGCUUGAACACGCCAAAGGGCAGAUGCACACAGAUAACAGGACAGCUCAUACUCAAUUUAGCGCAGCAUCACAUACAACCAGUAGCUGCACGAAUCCUCAAAGUAUGAAUGUACAAUCUGUGUCAAAUGCAGGUAUUGCAGGUAUGAAUGCGCAAUCUGUUUCACACACUAGGAUUUCAGGCAUGAAUGUGCAAUCUGUUUCUAAGGCAGGUAGGUCAGCUAUGAAUGUGCAAUCUGUUCCAAAUAGAGGUCUGUUGGCUAUGAAUGUGGCAACAUCCCAAUUGCAAGUUGGUGGUGUCAAUGCAGUGCAUGGAACAUUGGGUCAUGAUGCGGUUGGGAACCAUAACAUACAGAGUUCAGCUGGGGGAGGUGGUGUGUCAAGGAGGGUUUCUAGUGUUGCGAAUGCCAGCAUGAGUGACCAGAAUGCAUCAGGCUUGGGGUCUACUAACCCUCCCUUUACCGGUGUCCGUAGUGCUCGCGAUCUCUUCUCUUUGUUGCAGACCGCAGCGCAGAUGGAACCGCAACAGGUUGAUAUGCCUUCGGCUUCGUCUACUUCUACUUCAGCGAAUCCUCCUGAACAGGCGGGUUCAUCGUUACAGCGAGGAGCGUCUACCGACUCCAAUCAACGGGAAGAUGCUUCAAGGCCUGAUCCUUCUGCUUCAGGUCCGGAGUCUCAGGACAAUGCAGUUGCCGUCCCCGGACCUGUCAGCGGCGCCAAGAGGAUCUGGAUCGUGGGGCACUCCUAUGUGCAUUGGGCCUCCAUCCGUAGUUCCGCCCUUCCGGGGGGACAGAAUUUGGGCUUUCCUUUCACCCUAGAUUCAAUUAGAUGGUUAGGGGAGAGAGGGAUGUGUUGGCCCGCGCUUCCAUCGCGUAUUCCGGAGGCCCUAGUACGCUGGGGUAAACCUCAUGUUAUAAUUCUCCAUAUAGGGGGCAAUGAUUUGGGCGCCAUUCCGAUCUUGGAGCUAAUCAAGAUCAUGCAGGCGGAUAUCGCUUGGAUCAGGGCUCGGAUUCCGAAUGUGUUGGUCGGUUGGUCCAACAUAGUUCCCAGGCUGGAAUGGCAUCACAUGUCUAGCCACAGCGCUGCUUACUAGGUUAGGAAGAAGAUAAAUUCCUCAGUUGCUAAAACCGUCAUGGGUAAUGGGGGAUUCGUAGUUAAACACGAAUCCCUUACAGCCGACAAGGUCCAUUGUUAUAGAAUGGAUAGGGUUCAUUUAGAGACAGUUGCCCUAGAUAUUUUUAUAAAGGACAUUCGUAAGGCCAUAUUAACCCUCCUUUAAGUCCGGUUGGGUUGUGUUUGUCUUUUAUUGGUUGGCGGCACAGUUAUCAUCUCAAUGCUAUCUGGUGGCGGGAGGUAACGGCCCUGUUGCCUUGGAAAGGGUGAACGGGGGGAGUGAUGACCAGUCUAAAAGUGAGAGGGGUGGAUAGCCUCAAGUGCAUGUGAGGUGCCCCUCCUUCCCCUUGCGGGUGGGUCACGUGAUCUCAUUAACCCCUUAGUAGCAAUUUUACUAUGAGCAGAGGUCCCGCUCUGCUGCAGUUUCCGUUUGGGCCGUUUACCUUCUGCAGUGCUGGGUUGUCAUUAUAGCAUUCGUUCAGCCGCCAUCAUAACCUUGUUGGUUUCCAUGGUUACUUAUUUAAUUAAUAAAUGUUUAACCUGUGACGGUUAAAAAUUUUACCCACAAAAAGUUGUUGUGUUUUUAUUAUAGAGUUAAGUUGUUAUAUGUACCCUUCUACGGCUAGCGACCGAUAAGCAUUUAAUCCCUUAAGGCAGUGUAGGGCACAAUUGGGCCUGGAGCAAAGCUAAGGGUUAAAGCUGAAGGGAGAGAUAGGAGAAGAGGGCUGGCUAGGGAGGUUAGUUGCAACAAUGUUGCAUGCAAGGGAGGGGCCCACUACUCACCUUAAAAGUGGGGAUCAUCAGCUUCCUGGCCCUCUUCUUCCUGGAAUCCGGUGCAGACGAGUUCUUUUCCCCUCCCUCCCUUCCCUAUUACAAGAUGGCUUCCAAAUUUAUUUUAUUGUGCUAGGCGCUAAGAAUGCCUUCUCAGGCUAACUUAGUAGCCACAUAGUCAAUUGAGCAUUUCCAAAUUUAAAUUUUUCCCCUAGUUGGCGACGGGUAUGCCUAUUCAGGCUAACUUUGUCAGCCUCUUUAGUUAUUGGGCGUCUACCAUAUCCAGUCUACCUGGCUUUUGGCGGCUGAGUAGCGGAUCCCCUUUUCUAGGGGGUAGUCCCUAUUUUAUACCCUCUCGGCGGGAGGUAACGGCCCUGUUGCCUUGGAAAGGGUGAACGGGGGGAGUGAUGACCAGUCUAAAAGUGAGAGGGGUGGAUAGCCUCAAGUGCAUGUGAGGUGCCCCUCCUUCCCCUUGCGGGUGGGUCACGUGAUCUCAUUAACCCCUUAGUAGCAAUUUUACUAUGAGCAGAGGUCCCGCUCUGCUGCAGUUUCCGUUUGGGCCGUUUACCUUCUGCAGUGCUGGGUUGUCAUUAUAGCAUUCGUUCAGCCGCCAUCAUAACCUUGUUGGUUUCCAUGGUUACUUAUUUAAUUAAUAAAUGUUUAACCUGUGACGGUUAAAAAUUUUACCCACAAAAA
This is a messenger RNA of Bombina bombina (fire-bellied toad), 4311 nucleotides long. RefSeq lists its product as uncharacterized. The record is from RefSeq and is a predicted model, not a curated record. The transcript is spliced from 2 exons. The coding region runs from base 1022 to 2824 and encodes 600 amino acids. Lineage: Eukaryota; Metazoa; Chordata; Amphibia; Anura; Bombinatoridae.